This is a messenger RNA of Danio aesculapii, 2397 nucleotides long. It is a transcript of the gene tmem79a, whose product is annotated as transmembrane protein 79a. The record is from RefSeq and is a predicted model, not a curated record. Gene Ontology annotation, biological process: regulated exocytosis. NCBI's taxonomy places the organism in Eukaryota, Metazoa, Chordata, Actinopteri, Cypriniformes, Danionidae. Gene Ontology annotation, cellular component: lysosomal membrane; trans-Golgi network membrane. The transcript is spliced from 6 exons. Bases 211 to 1197 code for a protein of 328 amino acids.
AGAAAUGAUUUACCUGUGUAUUGUCACACCUGUCCUGAUCGAAACUGACGCUCCUGAGCUCUCAAUCUGACGGGAAAUCUCAACAUACACUACAUUAUUCAUCUCAGAUCAGUGUCAGGACUCCUGUGGUAUGAAAAAUGACUGAAGUGCAGAUAUGAAUUCAGACUGAUGAAUGUUAGUAAGUCUAAAUCUCUGGCGUCCGUCUGAAUAAUGAAGAGCAAGAUGGCGGAGGUGCUGAUCUCAGAUGAUGAAACCGCAUUAGAGAAGAAAAGACCUGCAGACGCCACUGAUCUGAGUUCAGCUGAAGAGGAGAACACACUGCAGGACGGCACAGAGGAGACGCAACACACAGCAGGAGACUCACUGACUGAUGAUGAUGAUGAUGAAGAUCAGCAGGACUCCUGGAGUCCAGAGGAAGCAGCUCAAGCCUUCACUGCCAACGUGACCAUCGUCCAGCCACACACACACACACAAACAGACGUCCAGAAGGAGGAGGAGAUGCGUCAGUAUGAGCAGAAAAUACACACACACACUCACACUCCUGAGCGCACACACACUCCGCCGCUCUGGGUGCAGGAGAUGCUGAAAGAUGAAGACAGCUACAGUGUGCAGGUGAUGCGUCUGUGUGUGUGUGUCGCCGCUGCUGCCGUGAUUUUCCCUUUAUUGACCUGGGCUGGGUUUAAGCUCCUCCCCUUUGAAGCUCCUCCCCUCGAAAGCUCCGCCCUCCGGCUCAUCUACACUCUGAGAUGCGCCUUCUUCGCCACCAUUCCCAUCAUCCUGGGUGUGUUGGCUGAGGGUGUGUCUCGGCUCAGGUUCAGGAGUCUGCAGCCGGUGUGUGUGGACGCGCUGCAGAAGCGUGAGUUGUGUGUUCACCGUCAUUACGUGCGCGAGUCGCUGCAUCUCUUCCUGCUCUACUUCCUGCAGCUGAGCGUCAUGGCAACGUACACACACCAGCAGAUGCUGCGACUCGUGCCGCUGCUCACCGUCAUCUUCGUCUUUGGCAGGCUGAUCUACUGGGUGUGUGUGGCGUUCGGCAGCAGUGUUCGUGCUCUGGGCUUCUCUCUCUCCUUCCUGCCGCUGCUCGUCCUGCUGGGAGCAAACUUGUAUUUCAUUGGCUCAGGGGUCGGAAAGGAGGCGGUGUUUGACGUGGCUCCGCCCACCACCGCCCCGCCCCGAAAACAGAGAUGGUGGGGCUGAAGAUCAGAUGAUUACAGUCUGAACAAUCAGAUCUAAUGACAGACGCUGCUGAAUUCAACACAGAUGAUGAAGACUGAGAGACAAAUGCACUGAGAAUCUCCACACAUGAAGGAAAACACUGAUCUGAACGCUUCUUUAAGAUUAUUAAUGCUGUUAAACGAUUAAUCACACACAAAAUGAGUUGUUUACAUAAUAUAUUAGUGUUUACUGUGUAUAUUUAUCAAUAUAAAUACACAUAUGCAUGUAUAUACUCUAUAAUAGCCAUGUAUAAAACUGGUUUAUUUAUAUGAUGUACUAUACCAAUCAGGUACAUUAUUUGUAUGCAUGUAUUGAAAAUGUUUAUAUUUAUGAUGCUCAUUUGCAUAAUAUAAAUAUGUUAAUAUUUUUAAGGGUAUACAUGUAUUUGUGUGUAUUUAUAUACACAGUGGAUUUAUAUAUUAUGUAAACACUAACCCUGAAUUGAAUAUUUACUUAUAUUUUAACUGAAGCCAUAAUUAAGCAUGUUUGUUUACAUUAAAUAAGCAUUAACUACAGAAAAGCAACAUAAAACAAUACAAAAUACACAGAAACAAUAAAAAUAUGAUUAAAAAAUACAAUAAAACUACAUAAAAGCUAUUUUAAUCAUCAGGUUCCCAAGGAAAUACUUAUUUUUUUAAAAGUUUUUGUACUAAAACACCAAAUAAACUAUAUUUAAUAUUUGAAUAAUCUUAAUUAUGUAUUGCAUUAUUUCAUGUCAUCAACAUUUCCAUCCCAAAUUCCUCUUCUAUUUUAGAGAACGAUGUGCUCGUUACUGUUUUAUUAAGUUGUUAUCAUGCAAAUAUAUUUUUAAACAGGCAAAACUGAAUUAUAUUGUAAUGAUAUAUUUGUUUAGACUCACUUUUGGAUAAUAAUUGUAUUUUGUUUUACAGUAUUCUGACGUUGAAUGUUUCAGAUAUGCAAUAAUCAUCAAUAUUUUACAGUUCUAUGAUACAUAUUACAUGAAUAUUUUAUAUCGUAAUGUCUGUGUAUAUAUAACGUCUGAGUGUGUUUCUGAAUAAAUGCUGCAUGUUUGAUUCACAAUGAACACAAAAUCAAUCAGAGAGUUCGUUCAUUCAUUUAUAGAGAGGGAUAAACAUUACAGCAGCGUGUUAGAAAUCCAUAUUUACAGUUUUAUAAGUGCUGGAGACGAUCACAAACACACACUCAGAGUGUUUGUUUUUU